Molecule: messenger RNA, 3778 nt
Organism: Hippocampus comes (tiger tail seahorse)
Lineage: Eukaryota; Metazoa; Chordata; Actinopteri; Syngnathiformes; Syngnathidae
Gene: wfs1b
Product: Wolfram syndrome 1b (wolframin)
Exons: 10
Coding region: 232-3156 (974 amino acids)
Biological process (GO): endoplasmic reticulum unfolded protein response; calcium ion homeostasis
Cellular component (GO): endoplasmic reticulum membrane; endoplasmic reticulum
Molecular function (GO): protein binding
Source: RefSeq, a predicted model, not a curated record
CAGCUGUUCGACCUGCAUGUGAUCUGUUUGGUUUGUGACAACAGAUUGAACUGAAGCGGUAUCUUCGUUGAUAGAGGUUCUUCAAAAUCGAAAGGAUAAGAUGACUCCCGAUAUUGUGUGACCAAGAGGAAUACUUCUCACUCUGUUUCCUUCAUAAAGCUGAAGCUUGUUCCAGGUGACUUCCGGUAAGAAGUGUGGUUCACCCUGGACUCUGGACUCUGGACUAGAGCUAUGGACACAUCACCAUCAGGCAGCCCAACGGCCAGCAGUCCUCCCGCCACCGCUGUGCGGACAGACCCUCCCUCGCCCAGAUUUUCCCCUAAACUCACCAUGCCAACCCGUCCGACCAAGCUGCUGCCGACCUACUCGACGGCAUCCUCUCAGUCUGCGCCUCGUGCUUAUUCCCGCUCCUCUUCUUUCCCCAAGCCGACCGCUUCAGUGCACUGCUCGCCCGUCAGAAGCCCCUCUCAGCUAGGGAGAGCGCAGCUCAACGCUGCUUCCUCAGCCACUGCCGAAACAUCAGCCACAGCUUCUACCAUGCCUGAAACAGAGGAGCCAGAGGAAGAGGUCAGUCUCGAGGAUGUGGCUGAGAAAGCAAAGUCAGGUGAUGCUAAAGCGCAGGCUAAGAUGGGCCGCUUCUUCCUGGCUCUGGCCCAAGAAAGAGAUGAGGAACUGAACCACUGCACUGCGGUCACCUGGCUGAUCCAGGCCGCUAAACAGGGCCGCAAAGAUGCUGUGAAGCUUCUGCAUCAAUGCUUAGCCUCCAGGCAAGGCAUUACUCUUGAGAACUACGAAGAGGUGAAGAAGCUGUGCAUGGAAACCCGUUUUGAGAGGGGAGUUCGUAAAGCAGCUCUGCUCAUGUACUGGAAGCUGAACCCGGAGAAGAAGAGGUUGGUAGCUGUUUCUGAGAUGCUGGAGAACGUAGAACACGUCCACACAGAUCAAGACAAACCAGCCUCGCAAGGCCCUCUCAACAGCUCUGCAAAGAAACAGAGGAGAGUUCUGCAGACGAUGGUGACAAGCGAGUCCACCACCCACGUCGGGAUGGAUGAAUUUGUCGAGAUGACAAAAAAGUACGCCCAGGGAAUUGCGCCGCCUCCCGCCUUGGCGACGGUGUCGGGCAGCGACGAAGAUGAUGACGACGACGUGGUGGUGAAGAAUCCAGAUGAGCUGCCCCUACACCAAAAGGUAGGAGUGACACGGUCGCCGGGAGGAAGGUUCUUCACGACGGUGUUUCAGCUUGUCCGUUUGUCUUGGCACCAGCUGCUGAAGUUCCCACUUCACGCUCUGCUGGAGAUCAAGGAGCACCUCAUCGACUGGGCGUCGCGGGCGGGCAUGCAGUGGCUCAGCGCCCUCAUCCCCACGCAUCACGUCAAUGCACUUAUUUUCUUCUUCAUCAUCUCCAACCUCACCAUCGAGUUCUUCAUAUUCCUCAUUCCUUUGCUGGUUUUUUACCUCUCCUUCUUCUCCAUGAUUAUUUGUACGCUGCGGGUAUUCCAGAACUCCAAAGCCUGGGAGAACUUUCGGGCCCUAACUGACCUGCUGGCUCACUUUGAGCCUGGUCUUGAUCUGGAGCAAGCUGAGACCAACUUUGGACGGACACACUUGGAGCCCUAUUUGUACUUCUUGCUCUCGGUGGUCUUCGUUGUGUUCUCCUUUCCGGUGGCCGACAAGUCGUGGAUCCCGUGCUCCGAGCUGGCGGCGGUGGCCCUCUUCUUCACAGUCACCGCCUUCCUCAGCCUCCACGCUUCCGCCAAGUUGUUCGCUCGCAAGGCCCUGCUCACGGAAGUACUCUCGGGCGCCUGCUCCCUCGCUUACCUACUGCCGGACUCCCUGUGGGUGCUCAAGAUCUUCGGGAAAACGUUCAUCUCGGUGCCUCUGGGUGACAUCGUGGCGUUGAACAUCGGUGUGCCCUGCGCCCUCUACGGCCACCUGGUCUACCUCCUGUUCCGCAUGGCCCAGCUGAGAGGCUUCAAGGGGACUUAUCUGUGCCUGGUGCCAUAUCUGGUUUGCUUCACGUGGUGCGAGCUCUGCUUGGUGUUCCUCAAUAACGCCACCGCCAUCGGCCUAAUACGGACUUGCGCCGGCUACUUCCUCUUCCUGUUCGCACUGCCCGUUCUCUCCCUGGGCCUGGCCGCGAUACUUGUCAUCCAGCUCCUGCAGUGGUUCGUGGCCUUGGAGAUCACCAAGAUGGCCGUCACACUGACUGUGUGCUUCGUGCCGGUCGUUCUGAGGCUUUGGACCCGCUUCAGCCUGAACCCCAUUAUGUUGUUUCGUUCGCUGUCCAGGAGCAGCAUCGUCAAACUCAUCCUGGUGUGGCUCAGCGCCGUGCUGCUCUUCUGCUGGAUGUACGUGUACAGAUCGGAAGGCAUGAAGGUGUACAACUCCACUCUCACGUGGCCGCAGUACAGCAACAUGUGCGGCCCAUCGGCGUGGAAGGAGUCCAACAUGGCCCAAACUCAGAUCCUCUGCUCCCACCUCGAAGGCCACAGGGUCACCUGGACGGGCCGCUUCAAAUACGUGCGAGUGACAGACAUCGAGAACGGGGCGCAGUCGGUCAUCAACCUGCUUCCCGUCUUGGUGGGGAAUUGGAUGCGUUGUCUGUAUGGUCAGCCGUAUCCUGCAUGCGACAGGACGCAAGACGCCCCGGUGGGGCCUCACCCUUUCCUGGCUCCGCCGCUCCAAGACCCCCUCUGUAAACUUAAACAACUUGCCAAGCACGAGUGCCACGUGAAGCGCUUCGACCGCUACAAGUUCGAAGUCACCAUGGGCAUGCCGCAAGAGAGGAAGACCAAGAACGGGACCUUUGUGGAGGACGAAGACGCCACCAAGGACAUCGUCCUGCGCGCCAGCAAUGAGUUCAAGUCGGUGCUGCUGCACUUGAACACGGGAAGCCUGGUGGAGUUCAGCACCAUCCUGGAGGGACGUCUGGGCUCCAAAUGGCCCGUUUUCGAGCUCAAAGCCAUUCACUGCUUGUCGUGCGGCAACGCCCGCCUGUCCAGCCGUCGACAGUACAAGAUCGAACACGACUGGAGGCGCACGGCCCAGAGCGCCCUGCAGUUUGGCUUCGACUUCUUCUUCAACCCUUUCCUGACCGCACGAUUACACCAACCCUCUGACGUUGAAACCGACGCUGUCACGGAAGUGACAGCGUAGUAUUCCCUCAUCUAACUUGGUGUGGCUUGAUUCAUUUGUCUUCUGUAACAAACUGUUCUGAGAAAACAUGCAUUCCUCUAAACGGGAAGAUUCAGCUUCUGUGUGAAUUUUCAUUGUUCUUUUGUGUUUGCGAGUAGUGUCAUGUUUUCAAAGGUCAACACUAAAAGACGCCUCCAAAACCUUGGGGUCACAUUUGGUCUUGUGACCAAUGUUUUCAUAAUUUUGAAGAUGUUUUUUUUUUUAAUGUUACCAACUUGUUGCAGAGUCAAAUGAGGGGAGUAACUAUCGAAGUGCGACUUUUAUCAGGCGGUUUAUAUUAGCAAGUUGCGUUCAAGUGCCUAAAUUGCAUUUUACAUACAAAACAUUUCUGGGAUUCUUUUCAUUUCAAAAAUUAUUCCAAUUAUUUAUUGUGCCUUCCCUUCCUCUUACGUCUGUGUUUAAAAGCCUGCUGUGCAGGAAUCAAAAAUGUUAAAUGUUAUAUCUGAAUUGGGAUCAGCAGUAUUUUCUGCUCUGUGACCCAGAAAAUAAUUCAUCGUGUUGUAUUUAUUGCACAUAGAAAUGCUGAGCUUUACAAAGAAUUGAGUAGCCUUGAUUGGAAUUUGAUAAAUUCAUGAUAAACAUG